Molecule: messenger RNA, 7417 nt
Organism: Melozone crissalis (California towhee)
Lineage: Eukaryota; Metazoa; Chordata; Aves; Passeriformes; Passerellidae
Product: KIAA1549 ortholog
Exons: 20
Coding region: 149-6094 (1981 amino acids)
Source: RefSeq, a predicted model, not a curated record
CGGCCUCCCGUCCGCGGGCGUCCCAGCCCCGCCGGCGGUGGAUGCGCCCGGGAGGAGCCGCCGAGCCCGUCCAGCCCUUCCAGCCCCCCGCGGGGGGGACGCGGGGACCGCCGCGAUGACUUGACGCCGGGCCGGGCCGUGCCGUGCCAUGGAGGGGAUGACACGCUUCGCGGUGGCCGCGGCGCGGUGGCGGCCGGCGCUGCCCGCCCUGCUGCCGCUGCUGCUCGCCGUGCCGGCGCUGCGGGGCUCUCCCGCCGCAGAUGAGAGAUCCGUGGAACAGCAGAAUUUUUCCUUUUUCUCAACGGUGCAUGAAAGCAUAUCAGGCAGCAGGACACAAACGGCCUUAGCAAGGAGUACUUUGGAGUCCCAGGAAAGUAAUUUGCUUCAAACAGUUUUAUCAUCAGUUACCACUUCCUUUGAUGGGACUUUACUUAGCCAAGAAGAAACAGCCAUGAUUUCAGAAGAGAGAAGUAUGCCGAUGGUAGAUGUCUCUGUAAGGAGCAAUGAGGCAUUCCUAAGUGAUGAUGAAUUUAUUAGCUCCUUUUCAAAGGCACAGUGGACUCCUCCCGUGAAGUCUUUUGCAGUUUUAACAGAUCAUCACUCAGUUAAUACAGUAGAGCCAUCAAGAGAAAUGUUAGAAACUGUGUUGCUAACACCUUCAUUGUCUGUCCUUUCUUCACUGUAUGAUAUCUCAGAAACAGCACAGCAGAAGACUCCGUUGAGUGCUGUCCCUGAACGCAGCCACACUCUCAUGGAGCUAAAGCCUUUUGUACCAGAUCCUGAAAUACUAACAGCAAGCAGAGAUGUGCUGUUGUACCCUCCAAAUACAGCUGUUUCUUUCACUUCCAUACUUUCUGACAGGGGAGUUGUGGCACAGGAAAACAUCAAUGCAAGUUUAACAGCUCUGCCUUUUGGGGAUGCUUCAGUGGGAUCUCCUCUCCAUCUCAAGCUGCUGGGUGAAACCAGCCCUGGGGCCCCAGAUGCCACAGUGCAAGGUGCAGACCUGUAUGGUGAUGUUUACACCCAUGUGAGUAGCAGGGCAGCAGAAUCUCUCAGUCAAAGGACUUACCCCACUCCAAGCAUUCCCUGGCACACACCAGCUUCAGCAGCCAGUGCUGAGCCUGCUUUUUAUCCUAUUAGUCUUCCACUUGUGUCUUUCCCUCUUGAUUCAGCUGCCAUUUCUGUGAACUCUAAGACAGUUCUUAAUGCCAGCCUGUUUACACGUGAAUUCUCCACUACAGCACCAAAUUUGCCUGCUGGUUCAGAAAUACCAAGUCAAUCAGAGCUUGCCAGUGAGCUCAAGAGUCCAGUGCCUUUCACGAGAUCCUACAGUUACUGUCUGUAUUGUGACUCUGUUUCCCUUCUGCCAGAAGCAGGCUUUGCCCCAGAACACGAUGUGGGCUCAGGCGAUGAUGCUGAAACUUUGUCCAUCAGAGCCUCUGAAGUACAAGGCAUAACUGCAUUUACAACUAUAAUUACUGAUGGGUAUGACUUAGAGGAACCUACACCUGAGAUUUUUGAUACUUCUUUUCCAUCAAGACCAGUUGUUUCACUUUCUUCAAGACUUGCAGAAAUCCCUGACUCAAGCAUGUUUUUAUUGAGCACUACAGACACUAGAACACCUAUAACAAUAUCUUCCUCCUUCCAUCAGCUCCCUGGGGAAACAUCACUGAACAUCUCUGUUUCCCAGACCCUUCCUGUUCUGGAAACAAUUUCAUUGACUCCAAGUGCUCAUGUGGAAUUUCCUGGUGCCACCACUGCUCUGUUGGACUCUGCCAUCACCCCCAGCGAGCCAGUCACAUCGUUUGCAAUCAGUCAGACAGCCUUGCUGGAACUGCCAGAAUUAAUGCCAUCAGAAUCUGUGGUUUUGCUUGGCAAGACAUCUACAAGGGAUGAAUUGUCUUUAAAUAUUUCAGAUUUUCCAUCCAAUCUUUUAUCAACGCCGUUUCUUAUUGAAUCUAGCUACUUGUCUUUAUCGCUGACCAUGAUAAAUUCUUACUCUGUCAUGCAAAGUGAUUCAUUAACACUGUUACCUCAGACCUUGUUGACUGGGACAUCAGUACUUCCUGAGGAUGCUACCAGCUGGGACUUAGCCACCACUGUCAGCUCUGCCACUGAUGCCGAGGUUUCUCAGUUACAUCUUAGCCAAACACCAUACUUUCAUUCCAAUACAUCGUCCCUUCCAGAUGCACAGGUUCCUGAAAUAAUGCCAUCAUCAGAGUUUCACUCAGAGUCAUCUGUGUUUCUGGAAGCGUCCUUGGUACUGCCAGUGGGCUCUGAAGUUGUGUUUACCUCAGCUGCCACAGGAGCUACCUCUCAGUUGGAGCCUUCCCUCUCCACCUCUCCCUCUGUGGCUCCUACCCUGGUGCUGCCCACUCCCGACACCCAGUCUGUUACCAGCAGCAUCUUGCUCAGUGAAACAAAUCUGAUCUCUUCGUUUACUACCUUCCCAGCAACUCCUGUCUUAAACAUAUCUUCAUCUCUACUUUCAACUGCUCUGGGUUCUGAUGAGGAUAUUGGUGCUACAGUUAACCCCACGCUGCUUUUAACAUCUGGCAGCAGGGGCAGUGUCCCCACAGCCAUUCCUCCCACAGACCCUGACAUCCUUGCAUCAGAUGCUGACACCAUCAGCAUAACACCCUUUCCUACAGCAUCUCUGCCUGUGACCUCAUCGUUUGCUCCCACACAAUUCCCUCUGACUGCCAGCCCUCCCCCUGGACAUGAAGUUCCAUCAGGAAGCAGUGUAACUGCUGGUGCUGAUGCAUCUGCUCCUUCCACUGCUGCCACCAGUGCUACAGGCAGCCCAGGGACAGUCUCCUCCAGUGCUACAGGCAGCCGAGGGACAAUGUCCUCCAGUGCUACAGGCAGCCCAGGGACAAUGUCCUCCAGUGCUACAGGCAGCCCAGGGACAUUCUCCUCCAGUGCUACAGGCAGCCCAGGGACAAUCUCCUCCAGUGCUACAGGCAGCCCAGGGACAUUCUCCUCCAGUGCUACAGGCAGCCCAGGGACAAUCUCCUCCAGUGCUACAGGCAGCCCAGGGACAUUCUCCUCCAGUGCUACAGGCAGCCCAGGGACAAUCUCCUCCACCCCUCUGAGGAGCACUACUCCACCUGAAGUGGUGGCUGUGACCUCUGCUGUGACAACCACCAGGCAGCCGUACGUCUGCGACAUCACCGUUCCCGACGCCUACUUGGUCACUGCAGUGCUGGCCCGAAGAGCUGUUCUACGAAAUGUCACUGAAUCCAUCAGAGAAGUGCUCAGAGUUCAGUUCAGGAGAUCAGUAGAGCUGGAGGUUUAUAAAAUUUCCCCCAAAUUUGCUUUCUUGGUGACAUCUGGUCCCUUUGUUUACAUGGCAAUAGCUGUCAUAAAUGUGCUUGUGAACAGCAGUCUUCUUCGUGGGGAGGCCCCCAUCAUCCUCUCACUGCACCCUUCUUUCACUGUGCCAGACAACAGAUUCCAGGUUCAGACAGUGCUUCAGUUUGUACCUCGGAACGUGGAUAUUGGAUUCUGCACCUUUAGCCAGCGCAUUGAGAGAGGGCUGACAAUGGCGUUCCUGGAGGUGAACAAGCACCAGGAGUCCUACAACUUCACUGUGCAGAUACUGAACAUAACUCUGAGCAGGCCUGGGGUGGCAUUUCGACAGGGCCCUGUGAGCAUUGUCUUUGCCAUCCGAGACAGGUACGGUUUUCUCAAUGGGUCUGAAGUCAGUGAGCAGCUCAGAAACUUGUCCGUGGUGGAAUUCAGCUUCUAUCUGGGCUUCCCUGUGCAGCAGAUUGCUGAACCCUUUCAUUAUCCUAAGCUUAAUGUGUCCCAGUUGAUGAAAUCUUCCUGGGUGAGAACAGUUCUCCUGGGUGUGGUUGACCAGCGGGUUCAGGAGGAAGUGUUCCGGGCUGAGAUGGAGCGGAAACUCGCUCACCUCUUCAACGAGGCUUUGCUCAGAGGCAGGAUCUGGAGACGGGCCAGCUUUGCAGGCACCAACAUUGUGCAGAUUGUGAACGUGUCACGCUUAGUUGGUGUUGAUAACCCUGUGGAGCUGAUCUACUUUGUGGAGGACCAAGAUGGGGAGAGGCUGAGUGCUCUGAAGUGCUCAGACCUGAUGAACAGAGUGGACAUCCAGCGGGCUGCCAUCAUCCUUGGGUACCGCAUCGAGGGCAGCGUUGCACAGCCUGUGGAGAGGCUGAAGGAGCCCACGUCAGAGACUCAGAACAGCAACCUCUGGAUUAUCGUUGGGGUGGCAGUCCCAGUUGCUGUGGUGCUCCUGAUUGUUAUUAUUUUAUACUGGAAACUCUGCAGGACAGACAAGCUGGAGUUUCAGCCAGACACAGUGAGCAACAUCCAGCAGCGACAGAAGCUACAAGCCCCCAGUGUGAAAGGCUUUGAUUUUGCUAAGCAGCAUCUGGGCCAGCACAAUAAAGAUGAUGUCCUGAUUAUCCAUGAGCCAGCUCCUUUACCAGGACCCAUUAAGGACACAACCCCAUCCGAGAACGGAGAUGUGCCCAGCCCCAAAUCCAAGACUUCCACAAAGCCUUCAAAGACUGUUCGACACAGAGGGAGAAUUUCGCCAUCAGAUGCUGAAUCCACAGCAAGUGAACAAUCCAGCGGGAGAGAGACGGGAGAAGAAGGUGCAAGGCCAUCAACUGCUGCAAACGAGGGCAAGCCACGCAGAGCAGUGAAGAAGGGACCUCCUCAGACCAGCAGUGGAAACGAGCAGCACUCCUCAGCAUCCAUCUUUGAGCAUGUGGAUAGGAUGUCCCGUUCCUCAGAUGCCAGCAGACGUGUCCCAAGCAAGAUCCAGCUGAUUGCCAUGCAGCCCAUGGCAGCCCCUCCGGUCCAGAACUCCGUGCUCUCCGAUCGGGUGGCAGAGACCAACAAAAUCAAUAAAGAGAUACAAACAGCCCUGAGGCACAAAUCCGAGAUCGAGCACCACCGCAAUAAGAUCCGCCUCCGCGCCAAACGCAAGGGCCACUAUGAGUUCCCAGUGGUGGAUGACGUGGUGGUGCUUGACUCCAAGGAGCAGCACAGGAUAUAUCGCAAGGCACAGAUGCAGAUUGACAAGAUCUUGGACCCUGGAGGCAGUGUGCCUACUGUCUUCAUAGAGCCCAGGAAGAGUUCUCGUGCAAAACGUUCUCCCAAGCAGCGCCGUCGCCAUCAGAUAAAUGGGAGUCCAAUUGAUGCUGAAAAGGACAGGUUAAUCACAACUGACAGUGAUGGGACAUACAAAAGGCCUCCAGGAGUCAAUAAUUCUGCAUAUAUUUCGGACCCAGACCUGCCAGCGGAGCCGCAGACGUCGUCCUCGGCGGAGGUGGGGAAGCUGGCGGGGCUGCCGGCGCACGCCGUGCCGCAGUACGUGCCCCCGCAGCCGUCCAUCGAGGAGGCGCGGCAGACCAUGCACUCCCUGCUGGACGACGCCUUCGCCCUGGUGGCUCCCAGCAGCCAGGCCGGCUCCAACGCCAUGCCUGCGCCCGGGGGCUCCGCAGCACAGCCGAGAUACAUGGAAUUUGGAAUGACUCCGCCAGCAGCACCAGGUCUCCUACCGAGGCAGAACUUUGGGCCAGGUUUCCUUCAGCCUGCAGAGCUGAUGCACGGAGAGCAGCCACCCCCUGAGGUUCAGUACUCCUCCAGGGGGAUGUACUCAGAGGAAAUGCCGUCAGUGGCACGGCCACGGCCCGUUGGAAGCACUGCAGGUUCUCAGAUACAGCACCUCACUCAGGUGGGAAUUGCUAGCAGGAUCGGAGGUCAACCAGUGGAGCUCCCCUCAGGCAGAGCAGGGCAUGGCCAGCCGGGGGGGCCAGGGUGGCCCCAGUAUCGUGGAGAGGAUGAAUGUGCUAGGCGAGAUGCAACGCAUAUGCAUGGACACCAAGAAUAUUCCUCCUCACCAGUAUUCCAGAUGCAGAGGACUUCAGCCAGGCAGCCCUCAGCUCCUCCUGCUCAGCUUCCACACAACAGCCUUCAGGGCCAGGGCCUUUGCUACACCACCAGUUCCACUGAGGACCUCCAGCCAGGUCACUCGUCAGCCUCUCUUAUCAAAGCAAUUCGAGAAGAACUUCUGCGGCUCUCUCAGAAACAGACAACAGUGCAGAACUUCCACAGUUGAUUUAGCAUUCCCUUGCAAAUCUGCCAGGUAUCUGCUUCCUAUGGAAGCAAAGACUCAGAGGAAAUCAGCAAUGUUGUUCUCACAAAGGAAGGAACUUCCACAGCUCUGUUGACAGCACUCUGGAAAAAAUCAAAAAAGGCAACAGAAUGAGACUCGUAAGGAGAGAUGGGGACAAACAGGGUAAAUCAUCAGUAUCAUCACAAGUAAUGUUAAUUAAUCUGCUCAUAUUACGGUGCUCCUCUUCUCUCUUUACCCUCAUUCAGGCUAACACAUAAAUAAAACCAUAGGUCAAGAACUCAGUACUCCAGCAACAACAACAAAAAAAAUGACAACUACGUCCAAGAAUGAUGGACUCCUUUUUUUAAGGAAGUAGGUGAAGUUUUUAAUGAACUGAGAUGACAUUUUGCAAGAGAUUACAAGUAUUCUUAUCUCUCCAGUGCGUAUGGGGAACUGGUUUGUGUUGCUGUUCUGCAGGAUUGCAAACUGUAUCAACUUAAGGGUCUUGAAGGUCCAAUCUCACAUAGGAAUCACUUUGGUUGUCAGGAACAAUGGGACUGCUUAGAAAAAAAGUCUGUAUGAGUUACUUGUAUUAAACUGGAACAAUAAUUGUUACAGCUCUGUGAUUCUGAAUGGAGCUACCCUCUGCACUCUUCCUUGUUUUCCUUCUGGUGCUGAAGCUUCAAGUGUUCCUUCAUCCUCAAUGUUUGCAAAGUGAAACAUUGGCCUUGUAUAAUUAAGAAAAUAUUUGUAGACUCAUUCAGGCUGGAAAAAGAAAGCAAAGCAUCCAAACAGAAAGGGCUUGGUAUCUAAUUUGUUUAAAAAUUACUGAAAACUGGAAGGGGAAUAUUCAGCCACAGAUGAAUUUGGGGAAAUGUGUGUGUGUAUAUCUUUAAAAAAACAUAUUUGCAUACUAAAUGCUCUUGCAAGACCAGCGAUAAACUAUUGCCACUCUGUAGUUUGCUUUGUGGACUGAAACCAAUCCAGCCUGACUGGUACGGGGUCACCAGCAUUAUGUUAGAAAUUGAUGUCCUAAAUCAUUGCUUAUGUUUGGAUCUGAAUAAUUUUAGUGGAAGUCAGUGACAGUUUAGAGCAUUAACAUAGGCUUAGAUUUGCAGUUUUGAGACAGUUUAUAUAUUUAUACUUGUUUCCACUGUCCCUUUGGACAAAGGGUAAGCAUUAUCCCCAUGGUAAGGAUGGUACGUGCCAUGGAACUGUUUUGUCGCUGUUUUUUUCAGAGUUUUUAUUUAAAAUUAGCUACGAAUUUACUAAUAUUGGCCAUUGCAUAACUGUACCUGACAUAAUACACACGGACAUUUUGCUUAA